Molecule: messenger RNA, 516 nt
Organism: Prunus armeniaca (apricot)
Lineage: Eukaryota; Viridiplantae; Streptophyta; Magnoliopsida; Rosales; Rosaceae
Source: the annotation of a GenBank genome assembly
AUGCCUUCUUCCCUCAAUAAAUGCGAAGCUUUAGUAUCUGAGGAAGAAGUUAGCUCCAGCAGCAACAAAAAUGAUAGCAAGCGCUCCACUUUCUUCGAUGUUUAUGGCCCUCAAAGUAAAGCGGAGGUGGUUUUUAAGACGCCAGAAGCCAACUCAACUCUGAACUUGCAAGAGGUUCAAGAACUAGUGACAUGGGUGCUUGGUGAAGGAUUCAUGCCGUCUUGGGUUUUUAUUAAGAACAAACCGCUCAUUCCCAAAGUGGUUAUGCUUUACGUCCCAGGCCUGGAUGCAGCUUUGUACUUAUCACAGCACCGACUACUUAAGAGUCUCAAAGAAUUUUGUGGCAAGCCAAGGCCAGUUUUAGCUCUCAGCUGUAUGUCGGAUGGAAUGCAGACGAUUGAUGCCCUCCUAACAUGCAAAGUGAAAGAAAGAGGGAAGAAAGUAGUACCGCUACAGAGAAAUCUAACCUGGCAUCUCAACAAGGUCUCUGGUGUUUCAGUAAUAUGCAUGCACUGA